Molecule: messenger RNA, 2199 nt
Organism: Synchiropus splendidus (mandarinfish)
Lineage: Eukaryota; Metazoa; Chordata; Actinopteri; Syngnathiformes; Callionymidae
Gene: dnaja2b
Product: DnaJ heat shock protein family (Hsp40) member A2b
Exons: 10
Coding region: 211-1449 (412 amino acids)
Biological process (GO): protein refolding; response to heat
Cellular component (GO): cytosol; cytoplasm
Molecular function (GO): Hsp70 protein binding; ATP binding
Source: RefSeq, a predicted model, not a curated record
ACUUAAAUCGUGAUGUUAUAUUCACGGUCUUUAAUGUCAAAGAUUUGCUGAAAAGGAGACCGUUGUUUGUCAUAGUCGCUUGUGCAACUAUCACACCACAAGUUUUCGAUUAAAAAAAACAAGGUACCAAGCGUCUGGCAACCCGCAGUGCCGCUGUCUCUCAGCUGAACCUCCGCAGCAGCUCAUUCUCUGUGCUCGCCGGUUAGCAUCAUGUCGAACGUAGUAGAUACGAAGCUCUACGACAUCCUCGGAGUUUCACCCUCUGCCACCGAAAAUGAACUCAAAAAGGCGUAUCGCAAACUGGCCAAAGAGUACCACCCUGACAAGAACCCAGACGCCGGAGACAAGUUUAAAGAGAUUAGCUUUGCCUACGAGGUGCUAACCAACCCUGAGAAGAAGGAGCUCUAUGAUCGCUAUGGCGAGCAGGGGCUCCGGGAAGGAGGCGGCGGCGGCCCCGGCAUGGACGACAUCUUCUCUCACAUUUUUGGCGGCGGACUGUUUGGCUUCAUGGGUGGACAGGGCAGAGGCCGCAACGGCGGCAGGAGAAGAGGAGAGGACAUGAUUCACCCUCUCAAAGUUUCUCUUGAGGACCUCUACAACGGCAAAACCACUAAACUGCAGGUCAGCAAGAAUGUGCUGUGCGGCGCCUGCAACGGACAGGGGGGUAAAGCUGGAGCGGUGCAGAAGUGCACGACCUGCCGAGGUCGAGGCAUGAAGAUCAUGAUCCGGCAACUGGCCCCCGGCAUGGUCCAGCAGAUGCAGUCUGUCUGCACGGACUGCAACGGAGAAGGCGAGGUGAUCAGCGAGAAGGACCGCUGUAAAAAGUGCGAGGGCCACAAGGUGUCCAAAGAGACGAAGCUCCUGGAGGUGCACGUGGACAAGGGCAUGAAGCACGGGCAGAAGAUCACGUACAGCGGAGAGGCUGACCAAGCGCCGGGUGUGGAGCCCGGAGACAUCGUCCUGGUGCUGCAGGAGAAGGAACACGAGGACUUCCGUCGUGAAGGCAGCGACCUCCACGUGGUCCAGCGCAUCGGUCUGGUGGAGGCUCUCUGUGGGUUCCAGAUCACACUCACACACCUGGAUGGACGUCAGCUGCUCAUCAAGUACCCGCCCGGCAAAGUCAUUGAACCAGGUGCCAUCCGGGUGGUGAAGGGGGAGGGAAUGCCUCAGUACAGGAACCCAUUUGAGAAGGGAGACCUUUACCUCAAGUUUGACGUCCAGUUCCCUGAAAACAACUGGAUCAGCCCGGAAAAACUGAACGAGCUGGAAUGUUUGUUGCCGGCGCGGGCCGACUCCCCGGUCAUCGCGGCGGACGCCGAGGAGGUGGAACUGACGGACUUCGACAAGAGCCAAGGGUCCGGCAGCGGAGGCAGACGAGAGGCGUACAACGACAGCUCGGACGAGGAGGGCGGCCACCACGGCCCCGGCGUGCAGUGCGCGCAUCAAUAGACUCAUGAAACUAGAAUCUUUCCAUGAACCAGUCACCACCACCAACACUACUCCAGACUGGGCCACAGGCCUGCACUCAUCCCGCCUCCAUCCUCUCAAGUCACAGCUCCAGAGUUCCGUGGUGCCGGGGUCCCAACACGCUGGAGCUGUGUCACCGGUGUUCGGACGCUGCACUGAGUCCCGUCUCCUCUUUAGGUCAGAGACUUGAACCCAGCAGGGACGUUCGUCGUCAAUCCAAGCUUCUACUUUUCUUCAUUUCAAAUCGGUGAGAUGUAUAAAAUGCAAAUAAUGUUGAUCUUGUACAAUGUGAAGUCGAAUCAGUCACUUGAGCAAACGCGGCCGUUCUCUUCACGCACUGGGAUCCCGGUUCCACAUCACAAACAUCACCUGUUACGCUGCUCUACAAGUGCCCCGCCCCCCUCCCCUCCACCCUCAGAGCUCUGCAGACGGAGGUUCUGGUUCGGUCCCUGCCACCGUCUCUGGCUCAUGUUCUAAGCUUUGUCGUCCUUGGUUUUUAUGGUGUUUGAGUUGGCGCAGCUCAAACGGAUGUUUUUACUUUGAUUUGAGGACACAAACUUUGUCAUGCAGCUCAGUUUGUGGGAGUUGCUGUGGAAUGUUUUCUAGUUUUAUUAGUUUUACGACUCUUUUGGCUUGUGUUGGUCUGCAGUGUAAGUGAAGUGUAUAUAAGCUCACUGAGAGGAACACGUGAAUGUGGGGCGACCCACCCCCACCCCACACCUCGUCCCACCC